AAUUAUAUAUAUACCUGCAACAAUGAAGUUUAAUAAUAAACAUAUAUGCAUCUAUCCGUCUUUCAUUUCUGAAAAAUAAUGGAGCUCAUCUAUUAUUUUCUCUUCCUCUUCUUCGUCUUCUUCUGCAUAUGCAUAUUAUGGGCAAAAUCAAAACCAGCAGCAAAGCAAAAGUUGCCCCCAGGUCCAUGGAAAUUACCCUUCCUCGGAAGCCUCCACCAUUUAGCCGGCUCGCUUCCACACCGUUCUCUCAGAAAUUUAUCAAGAAAAUAUGGACCCAUAAUGCACUUGCAGCUGGGCGAGAUCUCCGCCGUCGUCAUAUCGUCUCCUCAACUGGCGAGAGCGAUAACUAAAACCCACGACCUCGUCUUCGCCAGCCGGCCAAAGAUGAUGGCGCUGGAUAUCGUGUUUUACGAAUCCACAGACGUCGUGUUUUCGCCCUACGGAGAUUACUGGAGGCAAAUGCGCAAGAUAUGUGUGUUGGAGCUCUUGAGCACGAAGAUGGUGAAAUCCUUCUGUUCUCUCCGACAGGAAGAGCUCUCGAACCUCGUAUCGUCGAUAAGGUUGUCGUCGGAGACAGGGUUUCCGAUCAACUUGACGGAAAAGGUGAGUUGGUUCACGAGCUCGGUUAUUGCUAAGGUCGCGUUUCGGAGAGUGCGGUGUGAAGAUCAAGAAAAGUUCAUUGCCCUUAUGAAACAAGUGGUCUCCUUGGCUGGGGGGUUUGAUUUGGGCGAUUUGUUCCCGUCCAAGAAGUGGAUUCAUUACAUUAGUGGGAUGAAACCCAAGCUGUUGAAGGUGUACUAUGAGAUGGAUAAGAUUUUUGAUGUCAUCAUUGGAGAGCACAAAGAGAACCACCUAGCAAACAGAAAUAAUAGUAGUGGAAAAGAUGAAGAUAUAGUUGAUGUUUUACUAAGAGUGAAGGAAGGUGGGGAGCUUCAAUUUCCCAUCACAGAAGAUAACAUCAAAGCAGUCAUCAAUGACAUGUUCACUGCUGGGACUGACACAUCUGCCACAACAAUUAUCUGGGCAAUGUCUGAAAUGAUAAAGAGACCAAGUGUGAUGGCUAAGGCACAAGCCGAGGUGAGACAAGCUUUAAAGGGAAAGAAAACCUUUGACGACAAAGAUUUGGAAAACCUAACUUACUUAAAGCUUGUGAUAAAAGAAACCCUCAGACUCCACCCUCCAUUUCCACUUAUACUCCCUAGAGAAAGCAUGGAGGAAGCUAAGAUUGGCGAGUACAUUAUACCACCUAAGACUAGAGUCAUCAUUAAUGCUUGGGCUAUAGCAACCAAUCCUGAGAGUUGGGAAGAUCCAGAAAGAUUUCAGCCAGAGAGAUUUGAAAACAGUUCUGUGGACUUCAUGGGGAAUCACUAUGAGUUCAUACCGUUUGGUGCGGGGAGAAGAAUGUGUCCUGGAAUUUCAUUUGCUUAUACUAACAUUUCACAUUCCUUGGCUGGUUUACUGUACAACUUCAACUGGGAACUCCCCGACGGAAUUAGUCCUAAAGAUUUAGACAUGACUGAGGAAAUUGGUGUCAUUGCAUCCAAGAAAAUGGAUCUUUGCUUGAUUGCUAGGCCGUUUGUCGAUCUUUGAGCCUUGAAAUGAUUAUUGAUUUAAUUAAGUAUUUAUGUGUGC
Messenger RNA from Ipomoea nil (Japanese morning glory), 1632 nucleotides. Its product is annotated as premnaspirodiene oxygenase-like. Bases 79 to 1590 code for a protein of 503 amino acids. Gene Ontology annotation, molecular function: oxidoreductase activity, acting on paired donors, with incorporation or reduction of molecular oxygen; heme binding; monooxygenase activity. The transcript is spliced from 2 exons. The record is from RefSeq and is a predicted model, not a curated record. NCBI's taxonomy places the organism in Eukaryota, Viridiplantae, Streptophyta, Magnoliopsida, Solanales, Convolvulaceae.